AUGCCUGAUGCUCUUAAUACCGUUUUUGGCUAUGUCCUUAUGGGUCCCUGUAGUUCGGUUCCUAUGACAUCUGCCACCUCGUUGUUUUGUCACGUGGAUCAAAUGGUUUCGUUGGAGGAGUCUGUAAAGCAGUUUUGGAGUUUAGAAACUGUUCCUGAAGUAGAAUGUUCAGCUCCUGAAGAUAUUCUUUGUGAGAAAAAUUUUGUUGAGAAUGUUUGUCGAGACGGCUCUGGUCGUUAUACCGUUGCUCUACCUUUCAGGGAAUUAUCUCCUGUUUUUCCAGGAAUGUUUGAGUUAGCUGUAAAUCGUUUUCUUUCCUUAGAAAAAAGGCUUUUGAAAAAUCCUAGUGUUUAUCAGGAAUAUUGUACCUUUAUGAAAGAUUAUUUGGAUUUGCAUCAUAUGGAGCUUGUGUCAGAAACUUCUCGUCCAUUAUCUUGUUACUAUAUUUCUCACCAUGCUUUAUUAAAACCUGAUAGUUUGACUACCAAUUUGCGAGUUGUAUUUAACGCUUCUGCUCGAAUUGGAAAUCAGAAUUCUCUUAAUCAAUUCUCUCCUGAUCAAGAGUUACAGGAAUUUCGGUUAUUAACCGUUACUUAUGGUGUAUCAUCAGCUCCUUUUCUUGCUUUAAGGACUUUGUUGCAGCUGAGUGAAGAUGAAGGUAGAGAGUUUCCCCUUGCCGCUGAAGUUUUGCGUAUGAGUACUUAUGUUGACGAUAUAGUGUGUGGUGGUGAUACCUUAGAAAUUGCGCUAGAUUUUCGGAAUGAGUUGAUAUCCUUGUUAUCUCGAGGUCAGUUUGAAUUGCGUAAGUGGUCGAGCAAUGAUAUGCGAUUAUUAGAAGGUCUACCGGAGUCGCAUAUUGGUAAGAAAUCUAUUUCCUUUGAUGAUAAUAGUUGUUCGUCACCUCUAAAAAUCCUUGGACUUGUAUGGAAUGCACAGUUGGAUUGUUUUUCUUUUGAAGUGACAGCUCUGGACAAAUCUUGUACUAAGAGAAGUAUGUUGUCUGAAUUGGCCCGAGUGUUUGAUCCUGUGGGGUUUCUAGCUCCCAUGACUUUGUUCACGAAGCACCUUAUCCAACGUUUAUGGUUGUCCGGAAUCGACUGGGAUGACUCUCCUCCAGACUCAAUUUGUAAAGUUUGGAACCAGUAUAAGGAACAACUGUUAUCCCUUGCACAGCUUGAAAUACCUAGGUGCAUGCUCGUGUCCAGUUGGUUUUAUGUUCCUUCUGCUCAGAAUCCCGCUGAUUUGGCUUCCAGAGUUGUUUUACCUGCUCUAAUGUUGGAGCAAAACAUUUGGAGCAGUUAA
This is a messenger RNA of Diabrotica virgifera virgifera (western corn rootworm), 1302 nucleotides long. RefSeq lists its product as uncharacterized. The record is from RefSeq and is a predicted model, not a curated record. Lineage: Eukaryota; Metazoa; Arthropoda; Insecta; Coleoptera; Chrysomelidae. Bases 1 to 1302 code for a protein of 433 amino acids. The transcript is spliced from 3 exons.